Molecule: messenger RNA, 1593 nt
Organism: Lathyrus oleraceus (garden pea)
Lineage: Eukaryota; Viridiplantae; Streptophyta; Magnoliopsida; Fabales; Fabaceae
Exons: 4
Coding region: 1-1593 (530 amino acids)
Source: RefSeq, a predicted model, not a curated record
AUGUCUAAAAAUUCUGGCUCAACACCAAGCAAAAUCACCAUAGAUCAAUCGCCCCCUAGGAUUGCAUGUGCUAAUGUGGAUCAUUCAAAUGUUUUAACUGAUGUCGUUCCUCUCACCAUUGCUCUAGGAUACAUUCCUACUAAAAGGAGGGCAAAAACACCUACUGUGAAAAAGGCUAGGCCUAAAUUUGUUGCAUCUACAAAAGGUUAUGUUGUUCCAAAAGUAGUGGGUAGUGUUGAAUCAUUUGGAAAAAUCUUACUUUGUUAUGUCACUACAUCCUUGGCCCAAACUGAUCAUCAUAUUGAAACCCCACUUGAAAAAUCUGAUGGAAAGUCUGAUUGUGAGUCUGUUCCAAUUAAGUCCCCUGAAAAAUAUGAAGAGAAAGAUGAUUCUGAUAGUAUGUAUGUUGAUAUGUCUGACAAAGAAGAAAAAUCUGGUGUGAAGAAGGAUCAAUCUACAUCCAUUAUAAAUAUAGAUGAUCAGGACUCUGAUGAUGAGCCCAUUGGUAAGAGAAUGGCUCCAGGGAUGGCUAAGAGGUUAAAGAGUAGAAAAGGGAAAGUUGUUGAGUCUACAAGCAAGCCUCCCAAGGCUCCCAAGAAAAGUAAAAGUGUUGGUCCUACUAAAGGGUGGAGCAAGGUUGUAACUCUUACCAUGAAGAAAAGCUCUUUGAAGAGGAAGAAAGUCCCCUCUAGUUCUAGUGACUCUGAGUAUGAUAUCGAACAGAAUGUUCAAGACAUCAUGCCUCUAAAGAAAGUUGUUGGGAAACAGUUCCAUGCUAAUGUACCUGAAGUUCCCAUUGAUAAUAUCUCUUUUCACUAUGUUGAGAAUGUUGAAAAAUGGAAGUUUGUGUACCAACGGAGGUUGGCUUUAGAAAGGGAACUUGGGAAGGAUGCCCUUGAAUGUAAGGAAGUAGUAAGUCUUAUUGAGAAUGUUAGGUUAAUGAAAAGUGUGGCUAGUUUUGGCAAGUGUUAUAAGAUACUUGUAAAAGAGUUCAUUAUGAAUAUUUCUAAGGAUUGUGAUAACAAGAGGAGUAAGAAGUUCAGAAAGGUGUAUGUGAGAGCAAACAUAGCUACAGGUUUGGGUAAAUUCAUUUACAUUGUUGGAACCAAAACCAAGUUUGAUAUUGGGUCUUAUGUCUUUGAGAAAACCCUGAAGCAUCCUAGUACUUUUGCUGUGAAAAUGCCUAUUACUUUUCCCUCUCUAAUUUGUGGAAUAGUUAUGAGUCAGCACUCUGGGGUCUUGAUCAAUUCUGAUGCAACAAGUAAGAGGGAAUCUUCUAUAUCCUCGCAUUAUAGGUUAUUUGUAGGUACACAUGUCCCGGACAUUGUUAUGACAUCUGGAAAGAAAUAUAUUACCUCUACUUCUAGGACAAGAAUCAUUGCUGAAUUAAAAGACACAUGCAAAACCUUGGAUGAAACCAUCAAAGCUUGUACUGAAAAGAAGAGCAUGCUUGAGAUCUUGAUAAAUGCUUUGUCUGAAGAAGAUGCUGAGGGAAACCUGGAUGGUGAUCAGGAGGAGUAUAAGGAAGUUGAAGAAGAUUUUGAUGCAAGUGAUGAUGAUGUUGCAGAGACAGCCACCGGUAAUGGCGACUGA